GAACGUUUAUGUUAGGGCAGGGGGGCCUUUCAAAUGAUGGAAUACAUGUUAAACCAAUGCGAGCCAGUCGAAUUUAAAUGAGGCUACCUCCCCUUUGCUCGUCCUUUUUUUUCUUUACCUAUUUUAUUGACGGUGACAGCUGUUAAUGUUGGCCAAGCAAGCGAUUGUGAAGUCCGGGUAUAUUUGAAAGCAUGCCUCUGGCGCGCAGCCUGUCCGUGACCUCCCUGUCAGGCCUGGAGGACUGGGAUGAGGAGUUUGAUUUGGAGGAUGCCGUCCUCUUUGAGGUCGCCUGGGAGGUGGCUAACAAAGUUGGGGGGAUCUACACUGUGAUCCAGACCAAGGCGCGGCUGACCGCGGAGGAGUGGGGGGAGAACUACUUCCUGGUGGGUCCGUAUGUGGAGAGCAACGUGCGCACCCAGGUGGAGCUCAUCGAGCCCACCAACCCCAUCCUCAAACGCACCAUCGACAAGAUGAACGCCAGCGGCUGUAAGGUGUACUUUGGUCGCUGGCUGAUCGAGGGUAGUCCCUAUGUGGUCCUCAUCGAUGUGGCAUUCACCGCGUGGUCUCUAGACCGCUGGAAAAGCGAGCUAUGGGAGAACUUCUCCAUCGGUGUGCCGUGGUUCGACCGGGAGGCCAACGACGCUGUCCUCUUCGGCUUCCUCACUGCCUGGCUCCUGGGAGAGUAUGCGGCUCAGUGUGAGGAACCCCCCCACAUCCUGGCCCACUUCCAUGAGUGGCUAGCGGGCUUGGGGCUGAUGCUGUGCCGUCGAAGGCAGCUUCCCGUGGCCACCAUCUUCACCACCCACGCCACCCUGCUGGGCCGCUACCUGUGCGCUGGCAAAGUGGACUUCUACAACAACCUGGCCGAGUUCAACGUGGACAAGGAGGCGGGCGACCGACAGAUCUACCACCGCUACUGUCUGGAGCGGUCUGCGGCGCGCUGUGCUCAUGUCUUCACCACCGUGUCCCAGAUCACUGCCAUCGAGGCAGAGUACCUCCUCAAGAGGAAACCAGACAUCAUCACUCCCAACGGUCUGAACGUGAAGAAGUUCUCGGCCAUGCAUGAGUUCCAGAACCUCCACGCCAAAAGCAAGAAUCGCAUCCAGGAGUUCAUCAGAGGACACUUCUACGGGCACCUUGACUUCAACCUGGACAAGUGUGUGUUUCUCUUCAUUGCUGGACGAUAUGAAUUCUCUAACAAGGGAGCGGACAUUUUCUUAGAGGCCUUGGCUAGACUCAACUACCUGCUGAGGGUGAACCACAGCGACGUGACGGUGGUGGCCUUCUUCAUCAUGCCCGCCAGGACCAAUAACUUCAAUGUGGAGACGCUGAAGGGCCAGGCGGUCAGGAAGCAGCUCUGGGAUACAGCGCAGACGGUAAAGGAACGAUUUGGCAAAAAACUUUACGAGUCUCUGCUAGUUGGGCAGCUACCAGACGUGUCCAAGAUGCUGGACAAGGAGGACUUCACCAUGAUGAAGCGAGCCAUCUUCUCCACUCAGAGGCAGUGUCAGCCACCUAUCUGCACCCACAACAUGCUGGAGGACAGCAGCGACCCCAUCCUCAACUGCAUCCGCCGCAUCGGCCUCUUCAACUGCUCCGCCGACCGCGUCAAGGUCAUCUUCCAUCCAGAGUUCCUGUCAUCUACCUCUCCCCUUCUGCCUAUGGACUACGAGGAGUUUGUGAGGGGCUGCCAUCUUGGCGUGUUUCCCUCCUACUAUGAACCCUGGGGGUACACUCCAGCUGAGUGCACAGUGAUGGGUAUUCCGUCUAUCUCCACCAAUCUGUCAGGCUUCGGCUGCUUCAUGGAGGAACACAUCGCAGAUCCUUCUGCGUACGGGAUUUACAUUCUGGACCGGAGGUUCCGGGGAGUGGACGAGUCGUGCAACCAGCUCACUUCCUUCCUGUUCCAGUUCUGCAAGCAGAGCCGGCGCCAGCGGAUCAUCCAGAGGAACCGCACCGAACGCCUCAGUGACCUGUUGGACUGGAGAUACCUCGGCAGGUAUUAUAUAUCAGCGCGGCAUAUGGCACUGGCCAAGGCCUUCCCUGACACCUACAUGUACGAAGCUCAAGACCCUACCUCGUCAUCUGGGUUCCGGUACCCUCGCCCUGCAUCUGUGCCCCCCUCCCCAUCCCUCUCCCGCCACUCCUCGCCUCACCACAGCGACGACGAAGACGAGCGCUAUGAUGAGGACCUGGAGGCGGAGAAGGACCGCGUGAACAUCCGCCAACCCUUCGUAGCUAAAACCAAAGCUGGUGACGGGGUUCCGAGCGAGAGCGACUGAUACACCCACACGCACACACACGCACACACUCAAACAACUCUCUAGGGAAGCUUUUUCAAAAUCUUUGCUGAUUGAUGUCCAUGUUAGGGGGGGCAGGGGGUACAAUUAGCCUCAGCCUCAAUGUCUUCCCAACAUGCCAAAGUGGGGAAGACUUAUUUUGGAAUUAUCGACUGAAUAGGUACAUCAAUCAUAAAUAAAAAAGUAACUAAUAAAAUAAAUAAAAGUUCUGUUUUAAGUUGUAGCAGCAGUUUAACAAUUGGUUUACUACUAAUGUUGCCUAUUUUACUGAUAAAAAAUAAAUAGGGUAUUCUGCACCAUAGCAAGUUUAACUUUUGUACUUACACUGAAUAAUGAGGGGUAUUUAAAAGAAGACCUCGUUUAUUUUGUCACCUCUACACAAACUGAAAGCUACAGAGGCCCGUCCCUGGGCACAAGUGGAAGCUUUUCAGACUUUCAUUCAGAACUUUGCACAGCCUCAAAAGAUCCUUCCUAACAUAUCUACUAGCUUGAGAAGGUGACUUUAUUUUACAACACUGUUUUAUACCUGUAGUUGCCUACCUUGUGGUGGCAGUUGUCUUGUUUUUAAUGCCUAUACACACACACAUCACACACCACACUCUCACUAUCACAUACUGCCUCAGAACCCCAUGCUGUAUGAAUCUCUUCUACAUUAAGAUCUCAGCACUGUGUGUUUGUUUGUUUGUUAGCCUUUUGGUAACAGGGCCUUGUGAUAACCACACUCAUGUCCGUCUGAGCGGGUGACAGUAUAGCUGUAAACUGGCCAGUCAGUAUUUAUUAAUGAUGAAGGAAAGAUGAGGAGCGUUCCUUUGUGCAGGUUAUACAGUGGUCUGGUCUAAAAAAGGUGGUUUUGAAUGGACUAUCAUAACAGCGAAGGAACUGUGACGCUGUGGUACGUUUUUAAGUAUAUGUGUUAUUGUCUGUUAUUGAGGGAAUAUUGUUAGUGUUGUCUUUUGUUGACCUAUUGUACCAGAUAAAUACAAAUAAAGUCUAUAUGUACACUAUAUGUUUACUACAAACAACAACGCUCUCUUCUCCUUUG
Gadus chalcogrammus (walleye pollock) is the source of this 3342-nucleotide messenger RNA. RefSeq names its product glycogen synthase 1 (muscle) (gene gys1). NCBI's taxonomy places the organism in Eukaryota, Metazoa, Chordata, Actinopteri, Gadiformes, Gadidae. Gene Ontology annotation, biological process: glycogen biosynthetic process. The transcript is spliced from 16 exons. Bases 192 to 2282 code for a protein of 696 amino acids. Gene Ontology annotation, molecular function: alpha-1,4-glucan glucosyltransferase (UDP-glucose donor) activity. The record is from RefSeq and is a predicted model, not a curated record. Gene Ontology annotation, cellular component: cytoplasm.